CCCCCACCUCUGGGAAUGACUAGGCGAAUCUCAUUUCCAUCUCUACUGUUCAGAGGACAGUCCUUUCUCUGUGCAGCUCAAGAUACUGGUGAGCAGAGCUGGGUCCAGGUUCUUAACAGUCAGGUGGGGAGGGGCUCUCAGGUGCUUCUGGGUUGGGAUGAGUGAGCCUACAUAGACAGAGGUGCAUAUAUACCAUCUGGAACUCCCAGCCCCGCCCCACCCUCUUUGUCUCAUCAGUGUAUUAAGUGCAAUGACCUAUUUAAGAAAAACCCAUUCCACUGAUGCCAAUUUGGGGCUUGUCCAAGCACUGCUUCCCUCCCGCUCUGUCCGAGCUACCUGGACCAUAAGCUCAACUUGAGAGGGAAGGCUUUGGGUUGA
This is a messenger RNA of Trichechus manatus latirostris (Florida manatee), 378 nucleotides long. RefSeq names its product TGFB1-induced anti-apoptotic factor 1. The record is from RefSeq and is a predicted model, not a curated record. NCBI's taxonomy places the organism in Eukaryota, Metazoa, Chordata, Mammalia, Sirenia, Trichechidae.